Diatraea saccharalis (sugarcane borer) is the source of this 1972-nucleotide messenger RNA. NCBI's taxonomy places the organism in Eukaryota, Metazoa, Arthropoda, Insecta, Lepidoptera, Crambidae. The record is from the annotation of a GenBank genome assembly.
GUGGCAACCCUGGUUUCCCCUUCCAUCCUCCAGAGCUAGAUCGCUUUAGUUUUUGUUUCAAAUCGAACGAAAUUAUGUACUAAAUUAAAUUAAUAUUUUUACAAUGGUUGUUUAGAACGUUAAAUAAUUACCUAAUAUUAAACAUCGGGUGGUGAUUCUAUUUAUUCGGCAUGAUUUUAUUUAGACAUGUCCGAAAUAAAGCAUAAACAUCAAAUAUUGGCAGCAAUAGAUCAUUUACGUGCUCGUAAGUCGAGACCGGAUAUUAACAGAAUUUGUAAGUUUAUGAUAAAGUGCUACAAAGUUUCUCCAAAGGACACAAAAGCAGAUCUCAAACGUUGCCUUAAAGAAAAAAGUAUAUUUAAAGUUGAUUACAAAGAUAAUGUAAGCUACAGGAACGCUGCAAAGUGGCGAAAAAAAAGUAAUCUCAAUAGCAGCAAAAUGGCGUCAACUAUUGCAACUAGUGAAAGGAGGAUAAUAACUUCAGCAAUUGCAACAUUAAUUUAUCAAGAUCAGAGUUACUUAGAAAAUGGUAUAGCAUUUGAAGAUCUUAUUAAAACUGCUGUAUCCCAAGAUUCUAAAUUCACAAAGAAACAACUGGAAGCCAUGGUUAAUAAAGAACUUGCAUCUGGAAGUCUUGUGAAACUCCCAAAUGGAAAUUUGGCACUUGGUCCUGCAGAUCAUGAUGGGGAUAGUUCAGAUAGUUUUAAAUUUGAAUACAAUGUAGAUUACAAUACAAAGAUGACGUCAUCUGCGAAUUCAUCAUGUAGAUCAUCACCUCAGCGAAUGAGGGGUAGACCUAAAAAAAGAGGUGGAAUAUCAUCUGGACCUAUUAAUAAUAAUACACGAAAUGCUGCAGUCAGAGUUGGUGAAAGACGUAAAAUGGCAAAGAAAGUAUUUGAUCCAUCCGAUAAUAAUGUACCAAGUAAAAGGAAAAGAGGAAGACCUGUUGGUUCACUUAACAAAAACACUAUCAAAAAAAGGUUACUUGGUGGAAAUCAAAAACCUGACAAAGAAGGAACACCCAUAUCAGAAGGCCAGCUGACACCUGAUGUUAGUGGUGAUGAUAUUGAACAAGAAGAACCAAUACCACUUGAGACCUCAGGAGGUGUAUGUUCAGUAUGUCUUGUGCAAAAGCCACGAGGCUCCAAUGACAGACUGGUAGAAUGUAGAGAUUGCAACAAUAAAGCUCAUUUGAGUUGUCUUCAGUCUGGAUCGGGAAUCCUUAAGCCUCGUCCUGAUAACACCUGGCAGUGCCCACACUGUAAAACUUGUGUGAUAUGUUGUGAAACAAAUGAUGCAGGUAUUUUAACAGUGUGCAGUAUCUGCUCUGAUGCAUAUCAUUCACUUUGCCACAGUCCUCGCAUACCAGAACGUUUGAAAGCUUGGGAUCAAUGGGAAUGCAACAACUGUUUGGAGUCACGCCCUACAGUUGUUGGAUCCCCUGCUAUAAUUCCCAGCACCAUAGAGUUUGAAAAACAGUACUCUCCACCUGAAGACCCAUUUUUAAAACCACACGAACUUGAUAUGGCUCCUUCAAAGCUAAAACAAGAAGUACCUAUUGACCCUACUAUACCAGAUAUUACACACUGGACAACUGAUGACGUCCAUGAGUACUUUAUGGAACAUUUUCCUGAAGCUGCACCAAUAUUAAAGGAACAGGAAUUUGAUGGACAAGCAUUGAGCAUGGCUAGGAGAGCAGACAUAGUGCAAGGUUUAGGGUUACCCUUAGGUCCAGCAUUAUCUUUAUAUCGCAUUGUGGUAAAACUUCAGACAAGAAAAGAUGAUUGGACAAUGUGUUGGGGCUAACCCAUAUAAAGGAUUUUUAAAUAUAUUAAUUACAUAAUUUAGCAUGAUUUUUAUUGCCCAAUUAAUACAUUUUAAUUACAACCAAUGCUAAUAAGACAUUUUGUUUCAAAGAUAACUAAAAUACAUUUUAAACACCUACUAUCUUGUAAUGGUUCUAGAAAACACA